Messenger RNA from Stegodyphus dumicola, 2572 nucleotides. It is a transcript of the gene Kdm5, whose product is annotated as Lysine demethylase 5. Gene Ontology annotation, molecular function: DNA binding; histone H3K4me/H3K4me2/H3K4me3 demethylase activity. Gene Ontology annotation, biological process: chromatin remodeling; regulation of DNA-templated transcription. NCBI's taxonomy places the organism in Eukaryota, Metazoa, Arthropoda, Arachnida, Araneae, Eresidae. Gene Ontology annotation, cellular component: chromatin; nucleus. The record is from RefSeq and is a predicted model, not a curated record.
UCUGAAUGUGUUUUUAGGAUAACACUCCAAACGUCAGAACAAAAAUGGAAAAGAAGAAAGUAAAGAAACGAAAACUUGAUGAUCCCAAAGGAAAUAUUAUAAAAUCAAAGAUAGCAAAAACUAAAAGCAGACUAAAAAUUCAGCUAAAAGAAAAUAAGCAGAAGAAAAAGAAACUUAGAUUAGGUGGAAAAUUAUUUGGACCUAAUUCACAUUCAAGUGGGAAUCCAAACAGCGGAGAUGUUGGUGGCCUUAAGCACAAAAAGUUCAAAUCAAAGAGUGACAUGAAAGAUUCUAAAAGAGAAAGUACUUUUCAUUUCAAAAAAGAAAUGAAAGAUGGUACUGUGAAAACUGUAAAAAUGAGAGCAAAAUUGUUUGACAAAAAUUCGCAGAAAAGGCUGAAGAAAACCUCUACCAGGAACAAGAUGGAAAGAAAAAUGCACUCGGGCAAAGGAGAGACUAGGGAAAAUGAACCAGAUGACUUGUGCUCUGCUGCAAAUUGUCUUCGUCCAAUAGGUGAAGCUGUGAAUUGGGUGCAGUGCGAUGGAGGUUGUGAACAGUGGUUUCAUCUUCUUUGUGUUGGCUUGGAUGUUACAGAAGUCAGUGAGUCAGAAGACUACAUAUGUCCUAAUUGUGUUAAUAGGAAUGGUGGGAACAGACAUGAGAUGUUACACAUCAAAGAGGAAGUAUCUUAUUAUGAUAUUUCGGGAGAAUCGCUACAGCACAGUGAAAGUGAUAUCUCAAUACCAACACAGGCAAGCAUCACCAUUUGCAAACUCUGAUCAUCCCAGUCCAAACAUAAUAGAUUUUGAGAGUGCUUCUGAAGUUGCUGUGUCUGUAUUGGCGGGUUUCGCAAAAAACUCCUUUGCCGCAGAAAGAAUGUGUAGUGUAGAUAAUACAAACCAGUCUAAUGAGUCUCUGGAGUAUGUAUCUUAAUCGUGAUUAGGUAUCUGUACAGUGAGUGCAGUUCAUAAUUUUUUCCAUCGUCCCAUAACUCUUUGCAUCCUGCAUAUUUGUGUAAUAAACCAUAAAUGACUUAAUUCGACUCUUGAAAGUGUUUCAUCCAGAAGCCACUCAUAGUUCUUUCAUUCAUUAUUUGUAUUGUGUUCAGGUUUUCAUGUCUUUUCAACUGCCAUCAUCAUUCAUUAUGUAUUAAUUAAAAUAAUUGUGCAAAAUUUUGUCAUUAGCCUUGGCUUUUAUUACAAUUUUUGGCAUUAAUUUAUAAUUUGAAGACUAAAAAAAUUAACAAAUUUUAUAGAAGUGAUUUCUUCAACUGUACUGGACAUGUUAAAAUAUUUUGAAUGCCUAAACAUGUAUAAUAACACUAACGAUCUGACAUCUGUUUCUUUUCAUAUAAUUUAAAAUUAGGCAGAAUUCGACCUUAAGUUGUCAUUGCAUUACAUAAAAACUUUGGAUUACAGAAUCAUGUGGACUUAUAUUAUAUCUUGUAAGAAUACUCCCAACUUUUAUAAAAUACUAAUGUCAGUUUGAGAUUAAAUUUUGCCUAAUUUUUAAAGCUUAAGUUGGCAUACUUCCCUUCCAGAACCAUCGAAUAAAUUAAUAGGGCAAGUAACUUUUAAUGUUGUGAUACCUCUAUGUUAUUUUUCAGAUAUUCAUUUGUAAAAGGUCUGCAAUAACUGACUGAUUAUUAUUAAAAUGUGCUAUUAAUUUUAAGAAAAGGCAUGUUGUUUUUGUGCCUUUUAAAUUUUCUAUAUUCUGUUUAUAUUCAAUGCAGUUAGCUGAGAAAUCCUAGUAUUAUAUGCAUAAAAAUGGGCAAAUAGAAGACUUGGUUAAAGUAAACAAUAUUAGUAGUGGUGUUUGGAAUUUUUGCCUGCAUUUUUCUCCAUCUGUAAAUGUUUAUUUUGACACGCUUUUUAAGGCAAUACUGGAUAUAUUGCCGUAUACAAAGUAAUUGUAUUUUUGUUUCUGAAGUGUUUGAAAUGUAACUUUGCCUUAAAAUGUUUAUGGCAGUGUUCAUAUGUUCUCGUGACAUAUCUGGCAUGGCUAUUUCAAGCUGGGUUGGAAUAUUUCAUGACUGAACUCGUGUUAGUAUGUUUAUUUUCAUUUUGUAGAAAUGUCAUGCUUUACAUAAUGUUCAUAUUGAUUUUAUUUGUGAAUACAUUCUUCCGUCUAUUUGUUAUUAAUUUUUUGUUUUCUAAGAACAAAUAUAUGCUGCUGACUGAGAUAUAUUAGACAUUAUUGGUGCUAGUCAAUUGUAAAUUUUGCUCUAAAUGCAGAAAUGAGUUUAGUUUGUUGUUAAUUUUAAUUUUUAAUGAUAAAUUUCUUGUAUUGAAAGCACAAUGGGGAUUAAGGAGAAAAGGACUAUAAAGCUAUAAUUAUAUGCAAAAUUGCCUACACCUUUGUAAGAAAUGCUGCAUUUAAAGAUUUGGGCAUUGAGACUUGCACCACUUAAUGUUCAUAAAUUUUAUUAUGAAGUGCUUAAAUUAUUUUAGUUUCUGUUGUAUUGUAGAACUUCUAAGUAUUAUCUAUGUAUAACUAGAAUUUGACAUUCAUUAUUUUCAUUUCAGUUUGAAAGUAAGACAGCAAUCACUAAAUAAACUGCUUUGACACCAUU